Oreochromis niloticus (Nile tilapia) is the source of this 6499-nucleotide messenger RNA. Its product is annotated as aryl hydrocarbon receptor nuclear translocator-like protein 1. NCBI's taxonomy places the organism in Eukaryota, Metazoa, Chordata, Actinopteri, Cichliformes, Cichlidae. Gene Ontology annotation, cellular component: cytoplasm; transcription regulator complex; nucleus. The record is from RefSeq and is a predicted model, not a curated record. Gene Ontology annotation, molecular function: protein dimerization activity; DNA-binding transcription factor activity. The transcript has 20 exons. The coding region runs from base 418 to 2334 and encodes 638 amino acids. Gene Ontology annotation, biological process: regulation of DNA-templated transcription.
GGUCAUGUCAGUGUGGUUUUCUAGAGCAGGAGGAGGGACUUUAGCUUUGCUGGCCAAGUCUUGACAGUUAGUAGCUAGCAGGGAGCUGUAUGCUAAUGUUAGCAGACGGGGCAGAAAUGCCGUUAUGGUCAAAAAGUGCGGAAAACGCCUUUAGUUUGUCGGGGUUGGUUUAAGUGGUGCCAGGACUCGCCCGGACUUGGAGGAAGCUCGGGCGUAGAUGUAGACGGGCUGCCCCAGCUGCUUAAGGAUAUGAUCAUAUGAGGGCAGACCACUUCAAAGUGGAUGAAACUAGGUCAGGCUGAAUCAAACCAGACUCAGACCAGAUCACAACAGAGCAGACCAUACUGAUUCAGACGAUACCAGGCCCGUCCAGGAAGCCCGUUCCAGUUUCCUGUCCAGUUGAGGGCUCCAGAGUGGAUGGAAGGAGAUGAUUUUAACACACAGGCUGUGAUGAACAUCUGUGAUGACCUGAUGGCAGACCAAAGGAUGGACAUCUCGUCUACAAUGACUGACUUCAUGUCCCCCAGCUCCACUGACCUCAUCUCCAGUUCCAUCAGCACGCCUGGCAUGGACUACACCCGCAAAAGGAAAGGCAGCACCACCGACUACCAAAUUGAUGGCUUCUCAUUUGACGACAUGGACCCAGAUAAAGAUAAACUGGGAAGUGACCAACAGGGCCGGAUUAAGAAUGCCAGAGAGGCUCACAGCCAGAUUGAGAAACGUCGCAGAGACAAGAUGAACAGUUUCAUCGAUGAGCUGGCGUCACUGGUGCCCACCUGUAAUGCCAUGUCCCGCAAGCUGGAUAAACUGACAGUCCUCCGGAUGGCUGUCCAACACAUGAAGACGCUCAGAGGUGCAGCCAAUCCGUACACAGAGGCAAACUACAAGCCUUCCUUCCUCUCAGAUGAUGAACUGAAGCACUUGAUACUAAGGGCUGCUGAUGGCUUCCUGUUUGUGGUCGGAUGCGAUCGUGGCAAGAUCCUGUUUGUUUCUGAAUCCGUGUACAAGAUUCUCAACUACAGCCAGAACGACCUGAUAGGUCAGAGCCUGUUUGACUACCUUCACCCCAAGGACAUUGCCAAGGUCAAAGAGCAGCUGUCAUCCUCUGAUACAGCCCCACGAGAGAGACUCAUCGAUGCUAAAACUGGUCUUCCUGUGAAGACAGACAUCACCCCCGGUCCUUCUAGACUCUGUUCUGGAGCUAGGCGGUCAUUUUUCUGCAGGAUGAAGUGCAACAGGCCGUCUGUCAAAGUAGAAGAUAAAGAUUUUCCCUCCACCUGCUCUAAGAAAAAAGCGGACCGUAAGAGCUUCUGCACUAUCCACAGCACAGGCUACUUGAAGAGCUGGCCACCUACCAAGAUGGGUCUCGACGAAGACAAUGAACCUGACAAUGAGGGCUGCAACCUGAGCUGCCUCGUGGCCAUCGGCCGCCUGCACCCCCACAUCGUCCCCCAGCCCAGCCUGGCAGACAUCAGGGUGAAGCCGACAGAGUACGUCUCCCGGCACGCCAUCGACGGCAAGUUCGUCUUCGUCGACCAGAGAGCCACAGCCAUCCUAGCCUACCUACCCCAGGAGCUGCUGGGAACUUCCUUCUAUGAGUAUUUCCACCAGGAUGACAUCAGCCACCUGGCAGAAUGUCAUAGACAAGUGCUGCAGAUGAGGGAGAAGAUUAACACCAACUGUUACAAGUUCAAGAUCAAAGAUGGCUCCUUCAUCACGUUAAGAAGCAGAUGGUUCAGCUUUAUGAACCCCUGGACCAAGGAGGUGGAGUACAUCGUGUCUACCAACACUGUGGUGUCGUGUCCUAUGAUGGAGGGAUCAGAUUACCCUCAGUCUGCUGCCUCUCCACAGAGUAUGGACAGUGUUCUGACCUCAGAGGGUGGGGGGAGGCGGGCUCUGCAGACGGUGCCUGGUAUCCCCGGUGGCACAAGAGCGGGAGCUGGGAAGAUUGGACGCAUGAUUGCUGAGGAAGUGAUGGAGAUCCAGAGGAUUCGAGGCUCCUCCCCCUCCAGCUGUGGCUCCAGCCCUCUGAAUAUUACCAGCACACCUCCACCCGACACCUGCUCACCAGGGGGCAAGAAGAUUCAGAACGGAGGAACGCCCGAUCUGCCGAGCACGGGGAUGCUUCCUGGACCCGACUCUGUUGGCUACCCCUACUCCAACCAGUCCAUCAUGAGUGACAACUCCCACCUGAGCAUAGACAUCAUGGAUGAGCCCGGUUCCAGCAGCCCUAGCAACGACGAGGCGGCCAUGGCUGUCAUUAUGUCCUUGCUGGAGGCGGACGCCGGCCUCGGGGGGCCCGUCGACUUCAGCGACCUACCCUGGCCGUUGUGAGGAAGCUGGGAGGGACGAGCCGGAGCUGCUGACGUGGGGUUGACGUCUGGUUGCCACGUUUUCCACCCUGUGUGCAUGACGGCGCCGCAAAAAUGCCCAUCUUAACAAAAAAGGAAGAAAAAAAAAAAACGCUCUGUAGAUACAGAAGAGAUCCUCUCUCUUUAGGUGUCCAUCGGACUGGAUGGCCGUUAGGUUUCAUCCCCAAUUUUUGGUUCAUCAUUCCCUGCAGGUGGAGCUGAGAUCCUGUUAAGAUGCUCAUUUUUCCAGUGCUGGUUUUCUAACGUUGCCACGGUGAGAAACCAUUUCUCUAACAACAGCGGUGCUGACAUGUCGAUGCUCCUUCACUCUCUGCCCCAUCAACCCAAAUUAACAGAAGCCCCCCCCCCCUCCAAGACACUCGAGACAGUGGCAGAAGUUUAAUAGUGUUGUGUUGGGUGGUGAGCCCGCUGUCUCCGAGGUUUCCCUGUAGGAUACUGUACAAGCACGAGGACGUAAACACACAACAGAAGAUACUCAGAGGACCUUUAUUCCCAAAAUUCCACUACCAGGUGUAUCUCACGUAUUUAAAUUCUUCUUUCUUUUUGUAAAGACCGAGUUGUUUUGGAAGGCACCGCCCAGCUGCUGUUUCCAGAGUUUACGCAAACUUUUACUCCAAGCUGCUCAUCCUCGUCUGUUUCCUCAGAAAUACCGAACUUCUCCGUUUCCUUCUGUGUUCACUCAAACAGCCUGCAGUGCUUCUGAGAGAGGCAUUAGGAAGCUAGCAAAAAAAAAAAAGGUGAAAGCGCUGGAAUUGAGGGGGGGUUGUUGGGUUGAGGAUCCCUGUGCGUGUGCCUGUGUGUAUGUUGAGAAACAGACCAGUAAGGUUUAAAAGGUUGGCCUGUGUGGCCUUGCUUAUAAAUCAAACUGAUCUUUUUACUAUUUUACUGUUAUUUUCUAGUGAAUGUGGACAUGCUUCCCAUAUGGAAGGAGGAGGAAUAAAGUGAAACAUUGCAAAUAUAAUAAAAAUCCCAGCAGUAAGCGAGACGGGUGUGCAGGAGCUCCGUAAGGUCGGGGGUCGUGGGUUCCAUGCGUCACAUGUUGCUGUCCAUUUAAAAGGCUCUGGUGAAAUAAAGCAGGCGAUUAGAACAGCAUCGGAAUCGUGGAUAGAUUUAACAGACUGACUAAACACAGCCACGGGUCUAAACUCACACACACCUACCAAGGACCAAAUGCCACACGGCUGCAGUAAUAACACAGCUGGCAUUGCAGAAGCUCUCGUUUCGUCCAACUCAUGCAGCGCCCCUCUGUGCCGUCACUUUAAGGCCUUGAUUAAACCCAUCGGAAAUCCGAUGUCCUUGUAGUCGUUCCUGUGUUUGACGUAAUCGAUGGUACCGCCACUGUCUGCUUGAGCAUGAACAUCAAAGAUCAAAAAAUGCCGAAUAAAAAGCAGACAGUGGCUGCAGUGGUUUUAAUACUCUGGUUCUUAUUUUAGAGCUUAGUUUUUCUCUUCAGCCCACAGAGCAGUUUUUCCUCAUACCACUCUAGAUGCUCUCUGCAGGUAGACGGGCCUGGACACAAUGUAGUGUAGAUACUCCACGGAUGUCCAUGUGGUCACAGAGAACAGGCAGGUGAGCAGACAUCCUCACAGUCACCGAUGACGAAGCCUCGAAAGUCCGUUUGGUUCAUAAUUUGUGACAAAUUUGCAUCACUCAGACUCGAGCAGACUCCAGAGUCUUAUUUCUUCAGCGUCAUCUUUACUGAGUUCCCAGCUCAGCUGCUGCACCUGAAGUUUUAAAUUUUUGCAUUAUUGGCCAGAGAUCCUUUAUUAACCAACGUUAAGCUUUUUCCUUUCACCACUGAAGCUUUUUAAAUAACUGGUGCUCAGCAGUGAUCUUAAGCCCAAACUACAGAAGUCAUCUAUUAACAAAAAAAAAAAAAAAGUGCCAAAUCUUUUAUUUGCGUUAUGUUCGUCCCUAAAGAAGAAAGAGGAGGAAAAAAUCCAAACCGAUCGAAGACCCGAACCUUGAGGCAGCGUCGGCAGCUCGACAUGCGGCCAGUCAUCAAUACCAAAGGUGAAAGAGAGAGUGCUGCAUGAGAGUCAAGCUCAGGCCUUAAUCAGCUUAGCCAACUGAAUAUCUCCAAUCUGUCGUAAACUUUUUGAUAUAUAUUGGACCAAAAAGGCUAAAAAGUGUAAAUCUACUGUCAUCAUUCAUUAUUUUAAAAACAAGGCCUAUAAACACGGUGCGACUCCACUGAACCUAAAUCCCCUCUGAGUAUCAAGCAGCACAGUCCCACAGGGAGACCCAUAAACCAGCUCUGAAUAUAAGACUGUCUUGAUGCACAGAUUGACCUGCAAUGCUGGAAUCUUUCAAAGGGAUUAAAAAAAAAAAAAAAAAAAAAAAAAAAUGACCAUCAGCAAAGAUCUGCUGCUUCUCGUGGACGGCCUCCUGCUUGUUUAUCUCUGGUGGGCUUCUGAGCAUUGGCAGCGAGUGCUCCGCCGGAGAGGAGCGAACAGCUGGAGUGAAACUCUGACAGCUGUCAGAACAAAGAACAAGGCUUUAAUGGGGGGAAAAAAGGAGGUUAAUUGAGUCCGGUGGGAGCAGCAGCUGUAUGGGCGGGCACACUCGGUGUGCUCGACAGCAAACCAGGACUGUUCAAGUGCUCCUCCUUGAGGAAAUGUUCUUCACUGCCAUUUUAUUGACAAUGCGGGAGGCGACGCGGCGUCAGCCUGCUAACAUACAAACCUAUAAGCUUGGGUUACAGGGUCUCCACCUGCUCACCCCCUCACUGAUCCUUCAGCCUCCCAGUCUUGUGUUGAACUGGGGCUGAAAGAAGCUGAAAAAAACAAAACACCUCAGAGUUGAUUUAUUUGCAGAUUUGCCGUACGUGGAUUGAAAAAAGACUGCAGUUACCCUUAAAUUUGGUCCCCCCCUUCACCCAACUGUUAAUUCCAACUACCUUAUUAACGGCUGGUGAACAAAGAGGACUUUGUAAUGAAGAUGGACCUCACCAACGUCUCUAAGCACUUCCUGCAACAGUUUCUGGGGGUCAUGAGAGAUUUCCAGUAGCCUUUUUUUUUUUUUUUUUUUCCUAUAUGAUGACGACGAUCCCUGAUAUGACCUCUUCACCUCUCUGCUGUCACAGCCCCGGGCCUUUGUGUUGUCAGAUAAAUUAGAGGCGGACAUGACAAAAACCAAAAGAAGCAAAGACACAAUCAGAUUUGCCUUUUAACUUGCUGAAAUCUAUUUUGGAAACAAAAACAAAAAUCAAAUUAGAUGUUUGGAAAUAUUUUUUUAAUGGCGCUGCAUUAUAAAUACAUUAUGAAGGCUCUGGUUUGGAGUUGCAGAGAUAAAACCUGGAUUUGAGUCUGAAAGACGAAAUCCCAGAGAUGUAUUUUAAAAAGUAAAUAAAUAAAAAACACAGAAACUAAAGAAAUUAAUUUUCCUCAUCGCUCUACAUGAAGGACUUCUUAGUUAAUUUGCAAAGCGUAAGCAAAAUAAAAAUGUGUUCUUGUGUAUGACAUGAAAAAGGUCUUUAAAGGGCUGAUGUGUAACUUCUCAGCUUCUCACUGUGACCAGCACAUUCUUAUACAAACACAAGGCUUCCUGUCAAACUUUGAACACUUCUGAUGUGGGCGGGGCUAACACUUUAGGAAAAUACUUUUUCAUGAUGGGUUUUCUUUUUUUAACUUUCAAAGAAAAUACAUGUGAGACACAAGCUGGGCUAAUACAAGUCACCUGUUUUAUUUCCACGUGGGCAGAAAAAGUUAACAUCGACCAACUGUGGCUGAAAACAAAGCAGCUUUUAAAAGAAAUCCUUAUUUGAGGAGGCUGAAUGCUGCAAGCUUGGCAGCUGCAGCACCAGCUGCUGUUUGGACCUCGGCCGCUUAAGCCGGGCUCAGACUCCGCCUCCUCCUCCGUCCUCCUCCAAUCAGGCAGCCGCUGGCAAGGUCCCCUUUGUAUCUGUUCUAGUGGGUUUAUUUCUGUUUUAAGUGUUUCUACUCUACACACUACAAUAAAGUGUUCUCCUUGUUGAUAUCUCCCUGCCCCACCUGACGAUAAUGUAUCAAAUCUUUAAAUAUUAUCAUGUUAAGAGUAUACUUUAUGCAAAUAUAUAUGAGUAUGAUGAGUGUAUUGUAUGUAUCAGCAGUGAAAUAUUUUUAAAAUAAAAUUAUUUGUUUCUGUCA